Molecule: messenger RNA, 926 nt
Organism: Pantherophis guttatus
Lineage: Eukaryota; Metazoa; Chordata; Lepidosauria; Squamata; Colubridae
Product: coenzyme Q-binding protein COQ10 homolog B, mitochondrial-like
Biological process (GO): cellular respiration
Cellular component (GO): mitochondrion
Molecular function (GO): ubiquinone binding
Source: RefSeq, a predicted model, not a curated record
GAUAGCACAUUUGAGCGAUGGCUGGAACCAGGCACCUUAGCAAGAGUUUGGAUGCCUUUCGGGGACUUUUCGGGAGCGGGUUGCGUCCGCGCUUUCCAAGGGAUGCAAGGAUCAUUCCCACUAUGCUUCACUGGAGAUGUUUAAGCUCUAGUAAGUUCAUUGGUCCUCUAAUUAUGAAUUCCUGCUCUUUCCUGGACUCCAAAUCAAUUAUGAGAAAGCAGGUCCGGCCCUUCCUCAAUCUUGCAGCUCCUCUAUUUGCUACCAAGCGCAUGGAAUACACUGAAAUCCGUCAACUCCCGUACUCUGUUGACCAGAUGUAUGACAUUAUAGCCGAUGUUGGCAGCUACCAGCUCUUUGUUCCCUGGUGCAACUGCUCCCGCAUAAUUUCCCAUCACAAAGAAAUCUCCCAGGCUGAACUGGAAGUGGGAUUUCCUCCUGUGGUUGAGCGCUAUGUCUCGGAGAUCUCUUCAGUGCCUCACUGCCAGAUCCGGGCUGUGAGUAAAGAUGGGCGGUUAUUUCGGCAUCUGGAGACACUGUGGCAAUUUAAGCCAGGAAACACUGGACGGCUGGAUUCCUGCACACUCAAAUUUUAUGUCUCCUUCGAAUUCAAGUCCACCCUCCAUUCGCAGCUGGCUAAUCUUUUCUUCAAUCAAGUAGUGAAGCAGAUGGCCUCGGCCUUUGAACAGAGAGCAGAGAAGCUAUACAGCACUCAAACGGCAGCCCAGCCACACCAGGCAAUUCACUGCACGUGACAAUGGUCUUGGAAAUACUGACAUUUGAGUCCUGAUCUCAUAGAACAGUCUUCUUUUUGCCCACAUCUGUAUUAUUUCUUGGAUGUUACUAUUCUGUUACUAUACUGUUCAUGAACGUUACUAUUUAUGCCUAUUUACCUUGCAAAAAACAAGAACUCUCAAAGGUGCACAUUA